Molecule: messenger RNA, 807 nt
Organism: Trichoderma aggressivum f. europaeum
Lineage: Eukaryota; Fungi; Ascomycota; Sordariomycetes; Hypocreales; Hypocreaceae
Exons: 1
Coding region: 1-807 (268 amino acids)
Source: RefSeq, a predicted model, not a curated record
AUGGCAUCAUCAGCUACCAACCUCUUCCCUUCUUUCCCCCUAACCGGGAUCGAGUUUCCCACCACUCCCCUCGUGUUAGCUUCUUACCAUCAAGCAAAGAAGUAUUCGACCCCAGGAGUCUUGAACCAUGUCCUACGUAGUGCGGCCUUUUGCCUUCUUCUCCAGAAGAAGAUGCCCGAGUUCUCCAAGCUGGGCGAUGAGCUCGACAAGGAGCUCAUUGUCGUGAGCUGUCUCCUCCACGAUCUCGCCUGGUCCAAGAACAAGGAGAUUGUGACCAACACCAGGCGUUUCGAGGUCGACGGUGCCAACCUCGCUCGCGACUUCAUCGACUCAUACCCCGAGAAGGAGAGCACCUGGGACAGGAAGGGCCGCCGCAUGCAGCUGGCCUGGGAUUCCAUCGCCCUGCACACUAUGGAAGUCUUUGCGCCCUGGAAGGAGCCCGAAGUUGCGCUCGUCCACUAUGGUAUUCACGGCGACCUCCUUGGACCGAGCCUGCAUCUCUUGGGCCUUCCGGAGGACCUGCCGAACUUGAAGGGUGUCAUGACCGAUGAAGAGUUCAAGGAAAUCUGCAACGCCUUCCCUCGCAACCACUUUGCCGACGAGUUCAAGGAGAUCUUCUGCGGUUUGUGCAGGGACAGGGGCCGCUACACCUUCGACAGCACUGUUGUGCACUACGGCUUGGAAUGGGGCUUUGAUGGCAAGGGCGCUGGAAAGGAAGAGUUCAACAAGUUCGUGGAGGAUACUCAGCGCGCCAAGAACCUGUACAAGAUGAUGAGCUCCAUUGAUAAGCUCGCCGACGAAGCUUAA